Caenorhabditis angaria is the source of this 754-nucleotide messenger RNA. The record is from the annotation of a GenBank genome assembly. NCBI's taxonomy places the organism in Eukaryota, Metazoa, Nematoda, Chromadorea, Rhabditida, Rhabditidae.
AUGACGAUUUCUUACAAUCAAGAUUUAUCGAAAACUUCGACGACUUUUGAAAAUUUUGUCAAAUUGCAAUUAAGAUGGCGAGGUUCAAUUUGGAAAUCUGUCAUGAAGGUCAGUUUUUCUUUUAAAUUUAUGUUUGAAUAAAAUUUGGUUUUUGUUAGGAACUUUUCAUAUUUUCCAUUGCUUUCGGUUGUAUCACUGUGAUUUAUCGAACCGAACAUGUUUUGGAUAAAGAGAAUCGAGUUUUUUGGGAUAAUUUUGCCGAAUUAUUUGAUCAGAAAUUAAAUUAUAUUCCACUCACCUUUAUGCUCGGAUUUUUUGUGACAAUUAUUGUGAAUCGUUGGAAUGAUAUAUUUUUGAAUAUUGGAUGGGUAGAUAAGUAAGUUCAACUAGCUGACAGCGUUUCCAUGGAGAAUUGUCUUUCUUCGAGAAAAAAAAUAAUUGAUUGAAAAACAAACAAUACUACUGUAGAUUCAAAAGUCUGCAGAGAAAUCCGCAAACACCACACAAACUGACGAUCAAUUAUUUUUCUUUUUUUAUUUCAUUUUUCUCACUUUAAAACCAAGAUAACUUUUUCAGCACCGCCUUAUUGAUUGCAACUUAUAUUCGAGGAAGCGAUGAGAAAAGUCGAAUUCUACGCCGAACUGUUUUACGAUAUAUGGUUCUAACACAGGCGAUUAUAUUUCGUGACAUUAGUAUGCAAGUGAAACGAAGAUUUAUGCAUUUGGAAACGAUGGUUGCGGCAGGUGGGCACUAG